CUCCCCUCCCUUCCCCUCCUCCCGCCGCCCGGACCCAUGUAGCACCAUGACCGGCAUCGCCGCCGCCUCCUUCUUCUCCAAUACCUGCCACUUUGGGGGCUGCGGGCUGCACUUCCAGACGCUGUGGGAGCUCAUCGAGCACAUCGAGGACAACCACAUCGAUACUGAUCCACGGGUGUUAGAGAAACAGGAACUGCAACAACCAACCUAUGUCGCUCUUAGUUAUGUUAACAGAUUUAUGACAGAUGCUGCUCGCCGGGAACAAGAAUCCUUGAAGAAAAAGAUUCAGCCUAAACUCUCUUUGUCAUUAUCAAGUACAAUUCCUCGAGGAAGCAUUUCAACACCACAGCGCCACAAUAGUGGCAGCCUUACACCUCCAGUCACCCCACCCGUUACUCCAUCAUCAUCAUUCCGAAGCAUUACUCCCACAGGUAGUGAAUAUGAUGAAGAAGAGGUAGACUAUGAAGAAUCGGACAGCGAUGAAUCUUGGACCACAGAAAGUGCAAUUAGUUCAGAUGUUAUUCUGAGCACCAUGUCCAUGGAUGGAGGAGAAGAAAAGCCCUUCGCCUGUCCGGUUCCUGGGUGUAAGAAGAGAUACAAGAAUGUAAAUGGUAUAAAAUACCAUGCCAAGAACGGGCAUCGGACUCAGAUACGCGUCCGCAAACAGUACAAAUGCCGCUGUGGGAAAAGCUACAAGACUGCACAGGGUCUGAGGCACCACACCAUUAACUUCCAUCCUCCAGUAUCCGCUGAGAUCAUCAGAAAAAUGCAACAGUAAACAUAUGUGUAAAAUCUAUCCUAUAUACAUGCAUACAUAAAUAUGUAUACGGUAUUUGCUGGGUGGGCUGUAACAACAAAUCCAGUGCUUCACCGGCAAUUGCAAACCAAGACAUCCUCUGUAGGAUGGAUUCAGCAACCUUUCAAACACUACUAGUUUCAGCUUUUUUAAAGUGUGUGCUUCAUUUUAUUUGUAUCUUUUAGAAUGAUGUAUCUUUGGACUGUAGGCUACAUGCUUUUGUACACAUGCUCAUAGUACCUACAAUCCAUUGUUUUACAUAAGGUGCUGAAACAUUUUGUCGAGUUUAUAUGCUGCCAAUGUUCACAUUUCAUUAUGUUUAUAUGCAGUGAAUCCAUUGACUUAUUUUAUAACUGUUGUAUCUUCAAUGAGUUCUUUUUAUAAUUUAUAAUUUUAUUGCCUCGAUACAUAACCCAAAGCUGGCUGACCAAAGUAGACCCUAUAAGAUGUAAAAUGCUUCUGAUUAUUUUGAAGAUGCAAUGGGAGGUUUAACAUCCAGCACUAGGGUAAUAUAGGUUAUCUAUCUGGCUGCCUAUUAUAAAUCUUUCCUAUGGAUUUUAAAAAUAAUAGAAAGAUACGAUGUGCUUUCAGUCUGAAAAUCACUAACUUCUACAGAUACCUAAAAAAAAAAUCACGUAUUUCUUUCUAUAGGCCUAGUUUUAAAAUAACUCCACUGUCUGCAACUUGUUCCAGGCAUCAUUAUAACCUUUUGGUUCACAUCAGCAAGCAUUUCUAACUGUCAGUGUGGAGUAAUUUUGUGCAUAUUUAGUACAGUAAAGAUACAUCGGUGUGGGAAAUAUGUUGACGUUUCCGCUGUAUGUAAAACUACAAAUUUACAAAUUUUUAUUAAAUUUAUUAAAUGAGAGAGAUAUGUGCAGAGGCUUUGCACAUUACUUUUUCAACAAAAUACAUAUUUUUUUUUAAUUUCCCCCCUUCCCCUUCCCCUUCCAGGAAAUAUCUGGUAAUUUGUUCUUUUAAAAUGAAUACCUUUCCUGUUAAAUACCACUUUGAAUACGUUGUUCUGUCAUGUGGAACUGAACAGCUUUGUCCCAGUGGAUGAAGUUUAUAAGCACUUUGUAGUUACUUGUUGCAAGUAGAGUUAAAUAUUUCUCUGUUGCCAAUUCCUGCAACCAUUGUGUCUACAUGUGCCUGUGGUUGUCAAGAAAAAGCAUAUUAAGGAGGUGGUCAAAGGAUUUUUUUAAGUUAAGCCUCCUACUUAUGGUUACUGUAUUUUUUUCUUUGAAUUCCUCUUGUAUUAAUAAGCUCAUCAAUGCCUUUUAACUGAAACUCACUGCAUUCCAUCUGUAGUAGUUAAGCUUUCAACAUGGUAUCCCAGUGCCGCACUUGAAGUACAUUGGCCUUUCCAGCCUUACAGAUGGUGAAGUGUUCGGCUCAUAGAGCAAGGAUAAAUUUGGACCUUUCUAGUCUUGUUGGCUUAUUGACAGGAUAUCAUAAUAGUGUGUGCCCUUCUUGGUACUGCUCCAUAUAAAAAUGGAAACCGCAUUUUGGAUGUCAAAAUAUUCAUAAACUUGUCAUCAAUGCAUGUAAAUUCGUGAUUAAUAAUUCCAAUAAUUACUUUUUACAAGUAUUUACUUCUACCUUGUGGCAGUAUUAAGAAACAUAUAUUGAUGGGGUUACUUUGUUGUGUAUAGCAAAUUGUAUCGUCAAGUCUGUAAAGUGCGCUCUAAAUUAUAUUUUUCAUAUGUUCUAUGGGGAGGACAUAAUGUUACUUUAUUGGAAGUAAGGUUGAGGUGUGAGCAACUGAGGGCAACCAGAUAAAUCACACAAAAAGCUGCUUUCUAACUGUAAGAAGUCACAAUUAAAUAAAAAUUCCUUUGAAU
This is a messenger RNA of Hypanus sabinus (Atlantic stingray), 2637 nucleotides long. It is a transcript of the gene jazf1b, whose product is annotated as JAZF zinc finger 1b. The record is from RefSeq and is a predicted model, not a curated record. Gene Ontology annotation, cellular component: nucleus. The transcript is spliced from 5 exons. Lineage: Eukaryota; Metazoa; Chordata; Chondrichthyes; Myliobatiformes; Dasyatidae. The coding region runs from base 47 to 778 and encodes 243 amino acids.